Trametes versicolor FP-101664 SS1 is the source of this 744-nucleotide messenger RNA. RefSeq names its product RNA-binding protein. The record is from RefSeq and is a predicted model, not a curated record. Lineage: Eukaryota; Fungi; Basidiomycota; Agaricomycetes; Polyporales; Polyporaceae. The transcript has 4 exons. Bases 38 to 637 code for a protein of 199 amino acids. Gene Ontology annotation, biological process: snRNA pseudouridine synthesis; rRNA pseudouridine synthesis; ribosome biogenesis. Gene Ontology annotation, molecular function: box H/ACA snoRNA binding. Gene Ontology annotation, cellular component: box H/ACA snoRNP complex; nucleolus.
CUUGUCGUAAUCUCUCCUCGUCUACCACUCAAUUGCCAUGGCCAAGGACAAGUCAGAAAAGAAGAAGGAGAAGAAGACCAAGGAGGUCACGGAGACCGUCGAGGAGUCCAUCGAGGUCAACGAGGACGUCGACAUGGGCGAUGCUGAGCUUGUGAAGGUCACGAGCAAGGUCAAAAAGGAGAAGGAGGAGAUCACCAUACCCCUAGAGGAUCUCUCUCCCAUUGCGCAGCCCCUUGCGCAGAAAAAGUUGCUGAAGAAGCUGCACAAGACUAUCAAGAAGGCCUCAAAACAACGGCAGGUGAAGCGCGGUGUCAAGGAGGUCGUAAAGGCCAUCCGGAAGGGAGAGAAGGGGCUCCUCAUUCUCGCCGCCGACAUUACACCCAUCGACAUCAUCUCGCACCUACCGGUCAUGGCGGAGGACGCGCAAAUCCCCUACGUCUUCGUACCUUCGAAGGAGGAGCUCGGCCACGCGAGCGCGACGAAGCGGCCAACGAGCUGUGUGAUGAUCUGCCCCGACCAGAAAAAGAAGAAGGCGAAGACUGCAGAGGGGAUUGAGGAGAAGGACGAGGACUACCGGGAGAUGUACGACGAGAGCUGUAAGGAGGUGCAGCAGCUGGACCAGAAGCUCGUAUUCUGAACAUCGUCCUGUCCGCGCCGUCUCUCGCAUCUAGUGUUGUCGCAUCUGUACUUGUGCAUUCCUCUCGUUCUAUGUACUGUUUUCAUAAUCGCUAUGCAUUGCCAUAA